AAACAUCCCCGUUGGGUGGUGUCCAUCCUCAUCGUCGUGUUGUGCUGCUUCAUCGUGCUGGAGAACCUGCUGGUCCUCAUCUCCGUUUGCCGCAACAAGAAGUUUCACUCGGCCAUGUACAUCUUCAUCGGGAACUUGGCUUUCUCCGAUCUCUUGGCCGGGUUGGCCUUCAUGGCCAACAUCUUGCUCUCCGGAGCCACCACCUUCAACCUGACGCCGGUGCAGUGGUUCGUACGGGAAGGCACGGCCUUCGCCACGUUGGCCGCCUCCGUCUUCAGCUUGUUGGCCAUCGCUAUCGAGCGCCACGUGGCCAUCACCAAGGUCAAGGUCUACAGCAGCGACAAGAACUGUCGGAUGGUGCUGCUCAUCGGGGCUUGUUGGGUGAUCGCCGCCGCCAUCGGCAGCCUCCCCAUCAUGGGUUGGAACUGCAUGAGUGACCUGCGGGAUUGCUCCACCGUCCUGCCCCUCUACUCCAAACGUUACGUCCUCUUCGUCAUCACCAUCUUCACCCUCAUCCUCCUCACCAUCGUGGGACUCUACAGCCGCAUCUACUGCAUCGUGCGCUCCAGCCACGCCGAGAUCGCCACCGCCCAGACCCUGGCCUUGCUCAAGACGGUCACCAUCGUCCUGGGCGCCUUCAUUGUCUGCUGGCUACCGGCCUUCAUCAUCCUCCUCAUGGACGCCUCCUGCCCCGUCCGGGCGUGCCGGAUCCUCUAUAAGGCGAACUAUUUUUUUGCCUUCGCCACGCUCAACUCGGCCGCCAACCCCAUCAUCUACACGCUACGGAGCAGGGACAUGCGCCGGGAGUUCCUGCGGGUGCUCUGCUGCUGCGGGGCCGGGCGCCGGGACCAGCCCGCCGGCCGUUGCGGGCUCCCGCUCCGCACCUCCAGCUCGCUGGACCGCUGCACCCCAAAAUACGAGUUACCCACCUCGCCUAUUACCCGUGACUGUACCACCUCCGUCUAGGGGGUCCUGGCCGCCCCACGGCCGCCCCACGGCCGGGGCAAUGGUACGAAGGGAGGAGCGGGCUCGGGGUGGGCGUUUUUCCAGGUACGGAUGGACAACUGCACCUUCAUCCCGGGCAUCCCCCUCCCACCCCGGGCAUCCCACCGGGCAUCCCCGACCCCGAGCAUCCCUCCCGGCAUCCCCGGCUGCCGACUGGGCGGCGAUGCCCGACGCUCCGGCCGGGAUUGCCGGUGACCGGCGUGCGCGCGCCGGCCGUGUGCGCGGGCGCGGGCACGCGUGUUGCUCUUCCCACGCCCUGCCCGAGCCCCGGGGCCCCCGUGAGACCUGUCGGACGGGUCCCGGGGCCCCUCCCCGGCACCCGGCUCCCUGCGGCACCCCUGGCGCCAGUGGCAAAUCCUCUGCCCCCGGCUGCUCCCCGGCACCGUGGGUGGCUCUGACCGCUGCUCCAGCCGGGGGCAGGAGUUGGCGGCGGCGGUGGUGGUGGUGGGUGGGGGGGGGCUUUGCCAGGAAAGCCGGGUCUGGGGCGCUCGCCGUGGGGGGGGGGACGACACACGAGGCGUACGGGGACCCCCGCGUCCUCCCACCCCGCUCCGCGGUCCUGCCGCGUGCUGGCGCGCGGAGAAGGGGGGGGGCCCCGUUGCGGCCGGUUCCGCCGGGACCCCAGCCCGUCCCUGUGACCCCACCCAGGAGCCCCCCCCCAUCCCCAGUGACACCCCCCCCACCCUCCCAGGGGCGACGGUUGUAUUAAAACGG
This is a messenger RNA of Aquila chrysaetos chrysaetos, 1719 nucleotides long. It is a transcript of the gene S1PR2, whose product is annotated as sphingosine-1-phosphate receptor 2. NCBI's taxonomy places the organism in Eukaryota, Metazoa, Chordata, Aves, Accipitriformes, Accipitridae. Gene Ontology annotation, molecular function: sphingosine-1-phosphate receptor activity. Gene Ontology annotation, cellular component: membrane. Gene Ontology annotation, biological process: sphingosine-1-phosphate receptor signaling pathway. The record is from RefSeq and is a predicted model, not a curated record. The transcript has a single exon. Bases 115 to 966 code for a protein of 283 amino acids.